GGCGAAUACGGCAAUAGCGAGUGGGCGUCAGGCUACUCCAACGAGGAUACGCCGCUGGAGGUGGGCUCCGGCGAGGGCUGGUCCCUAAUCCAGAAGGGUCUUCUCGGUAGUGUUGUCGUUGCUGCGAUCGUCGCCUACAUCAAGAUCAGCAAGUCCAGGGCCGCGAGAGAUGUCGGCUACGAGAAGACCAUGGCGUAA
This is a messenger RNA of Colletotrichum godetiae, 198 nucleotides long. RefSeq lists its product as uncharacterized. The record is from RefSeq and is a predicted model, not a curated record. The transcript has a single exon. Lineage: Eukaryota; Fungi; Ascomycota; Sordariomycetes; Glomerellales; Glomerellaceae. The annotation marks the transcript as partial.